Messenger RNA from Juglans microcarpa x Juglans regia, 1705 nucleotides. Its product is annotated as UDP-glycosyltransferase 83A1-like. Gene Ontology annotation, molecular function: UDP-glycosyltransferase activity. Bases 107 to 1525 code for a protein of 472 amino acids. The transcript is spliced from 3 exons. The record is from RefSeq and is a predicted model, not a curated record. NCBI's taxonomy places the organism in Eukaryota, Viridiplantae, Streptophyta, Magnoliopsida, Fagales, Juglandaceae.
UGCAUUGGAAAUUAGCAAAUGGGUUUUUGAGAACUCAAUCAUUGAUUUCAAUCAAUCAACGAAAUCGGGCUCCCGGAUUUGGAACAGCUUCCUCUCUCACAAAUCAAUGGGUUUUCACACCGAGAGAGAGAGAGAGAGAGAGAACGAGAGAGAGAUGAGCAACGAGCAUGUUCUAGUCCUACCAUUUCCAGCACAGGGCCAUGUGAACCCGUUAAUGAAUUUCUCUCGAGAAAUAGCAAAACAUGGCUCUAAAAUCACAUUUGUAAGCACAGACUUCUGCCACACGCAAAUGAUGACUGCAAUGGCGCCUGGGAAGGAUAGCCUCCCGGGUUCAGAGAUUAAAUUGGUGUCUAUCUCUGAUGGGUUGUGUCCUGAGGAUGAUAGGAACGAUUUCAGAAAGUUGUUGGUAUCUAUCUUAGCUACCAUGCCUACAAGGCUUGAGGAGCUCAUACGAGGUAUUAAUGCAUCAAACGGUGAUGGCAAAAUCUCUUGUAUCAUCGCCGACGGGAACAUGGGGUGGGCCAUGGAAGUUGCCAACAAGAUGGGCAUUCGAGGAGCUAUCCUUUGGCCUGCGUCAGCAGCUUCUUUUGCUUUGGUAACCCGCAUCCCCAACCUGAUUGAUGAUGGUUUUAUAGACAUGAGUAAUGGGACCCCAAUGCAAAGACAUGCAAUUCAACUGCACUCAGGCAUACCCGCUGUGUACCCACAAAAUCUUCCAUGGAAUUGUUCCGCUGAUCAAUCAACUCAAAAGAGUGUAUUUGAUUAUGUCUCAAAGUACGCACAAGCUUGGAAAUUGGCAGAUUGGUGGCUUUGUAACACAGCUUACGAACUCGAGCCGGCAGCCUUUUCCUUGCUUCCAAAGCUCCUCCCAGUUGGCCCAAUAAUGGCAAGUGACCAAACUCGAAAUGUACGGGGGCAAUUCUUACCAGAAGACACCUCUUGCCUAAACUGGCUAGAUCAGCAGCCACACUGCUCAGUUAUAUAUGUUGCCUUCGGCAGCUUCGCAGUUUUGGACCCAAUCCAAUUCCAAGAACUAGCCUUUGGACUUGAGCUCACCAACAGACCUUUCCUCUGGGUAGUGCGACCAGAUAGCUGUAAUAUUCUUAAUGAUGCAAAUUUAAACAAAUUUGAAAGCACUCGUGGGAAAAUCAUAAGAUGGGCACCCCAACCGAAGGUUUUAAGCCACCCUGCCAUUGCUUGUUUUAUCAGCCACUGCGGUUGGAAUUCUACGUUGGAUGGUAUUACCAGUGGUGUUCCUUUCUUGUGCUGGCCUUACUUUGCUGACCAAGUCCUUGACAUGAAGUACAUUUGUGAUGUGUGGAAGGUUGGCCUAGGGCUUGAAUCAGAUCAAGAUGGAAGGAUAUUGCGGGGAGAAUUUAGAAAGAAGGUAGAGGAAUUAGUUAGUGAUGAAAGUAUAAGAGCAAGAUCUUUAGAGCUAAAGGAAAUGGUGAGGAGUGUUAUGGAAGAAGGUGGAAACUCCUGUAGGAACUUCAACAACUUCAUCAACUGGCUGAAAAAGGGGUAAAGAUGAUCCAAUCUGUUAUGAUUUUUAGAUGUUCGAACUCCCCCACCUAAGAAUAAAUUUCUAAAGGGGAAGCUCAAUUAAUAAAAAGAAAAUGUUUUUAGAUGAUGAUCAAUUUAUUCCUCACCAGAUAUGUAUGUAUAUUGUCAAAUUGUUCCAAAUAAACAGAAAAUAUUUUGAGUU